GUGGUGAAUUAAAAAAGGAACCUAAGACGAAGCAAUGCGACGUUUAGUCAAGUGUUUCAUUUUGGGUGCAUGUUGUUUGUUGGUGCAGUCCACCAUCAUAGAGGAUAACUCAGAUGGUGUAGAAGACCCACAAAAUGCAUUGCCAUUUAUUUUUCCAGGGACUAAAUGGUGUGGAUCUGGAGAUCUAGCCAAGAGUUAUGACGAUCUCGGUAUCCACAAGGAUACGGACCUUUGCUGCCGAGCACACGAUGUAUGCAAUGAUACCAUGGCAGCAGGAGAGACAAAGAAUAACCUCACAAAUGACUCACCUUUCACAAAACUAAGCUGUAAGUGCGAUUAUGACUUCUACGAUUGUUUGGAAAAAGUGAACAGUAUGACUUCUAAUACGGUAGGAAAGAUGUAUUUCAAUGUACUGAAAAGAGAUUGCUAUGCCGAAGAUUAUCCACUCACCAAGAAAUGCAAAAAAUAUAAAACAUUUUUGAAGCUGAUUUGUGUAGAAUAUCAUAGAGAUACUAAAGCUAAAAAGGUGUUCCAGUGGUUCCCUGCAAAGAGGUAUAGAAAAUUACCUCUUCCAAUUAUAGGAGGCAUAGGAAGUCCCGUGGCAGAAGAAAAGUAGCUACUUGUAUACACGUACAGAUGAAGAAAAAAAAUUAUUGUUAAUUCCAAUUAAACAUGCAGAAAAUCACUGUGACUUCACGCCUAAUAAAUCAAUAAAUUCUAUUUAUUGUUGAAAAUA
This is a messenger RNA of Parasteatoda tepidariorum (common house spider), 736 nucleotides long. The record is from RefSeq and is a predicted model, not a curated record. Lineage: Eukaryota; Metazoa; Arthropoda; Arachnida; Araneae; Theridiidae.